UCACGCUCAUCGGAAAUGGGCAGUCAUAGAACACAGUGAGCAGACUACACAUGUGGAACAGGUUGGCUAUAUAAUGAAUACGUGAAUUUGAGCAGAACAUGAUGGCAGCAAAGUAGCCAAUAGUGCAUUUCUGCAGUUACUAUGAUAGUAUGGGGUUCAUAAUUAUUUGCACUGGAGGGAUUGCAUUAUACCUGUGUAAGUGUCACAUGCCAGGUCUGAAGCACAGCGGACAUUUGGUGACAGCUGGGUAUUUUUCUAAUCCUGCAGAGAUGCUGCAGGAGAAGGUUUCAGCUGUGACGGAUGAAUGUAUGAGCCGGGUCCAGACUGGUGUGGAGACGGAUCUCCUUUCAGACCAGUCACGAAUGGGCCUGUCCACGACUCCCACCAUUCCCAGCUCCAGUGAGCCUGACCAGAACAUCGAGAACAUUAAGGUCGUUCUUCAUGAGAGGGAGCUGUGGAAGAAGUUCCAUGAGGCCGGCACAGAGAUGAUCAUUACUAAAGCCGGCAGGAGGAUGUUUCCUAGCUACAAGGUUAAAGUGAGUGGCAUGAACCCCAAAACCAAAUACAUCCUACUUAUUGACAUUGUCCCAGCUGAUGACCACCGCUACAAGUUCUGUGAUAACAAGUGGAUGGUGGCUGGCAAGGCAGAGCCAGCAAUGCCAGGCAGACUCUAUGUGCACCCUGACUCACCUGCCACAGGAGCUCACUGGAUGAGGCAGCUGGUGUCGUUUCAAAAGCUCAAACUAACCAACAAUCACCUGGACCCUUUUGGGCAUAUCAUCCUGAACUCCAUGCACAAGUACCAGCCCAGACUACACAUAGUCAAAGCAGAUGAAAACAACGCCUUUGGAUCCAAGAACACUGCCUACUGUACGCAUGUCUUUCAUGAGACAGCCUUCAUCUCUGUAACCUCUUAUCAAAACCACAAGAUCACUCAGUUGAAGAUAGAAAACAAUCCAUUUGCCAAAGGAUUCCGAGGCAGUGAAGAGGGAGAUCUGCGUGUUUCAAGGCUGCAGGGGAAAGAAUAUCCUGCGAUUUCGAAGAACAUGGUUCGCCAGAGACUCAUCUCACAUAGUCAUCUAGCAGGGAAGCUCGGAGCAGGAGUUCUCCAAGGGCAUCCUCAGGUCCUGUCCUCUUAUCAGUAUGAGACUGGGGUUCCUUUUUCUAACUCUGACUCCCAAGACCCUAUCUCGAACCACUUCCCUCAGAGCAGAGACCCCAACCUUCUGUACCACUGCUUUAAACACAGAGAUAAUGCCCGACACCUGGAGCUUGGAUGUAAGCGGCCGUAUCUGGAGACAUCAUCUGCAGUCUCAGAGGAGCAUUACUUUCGUUCAGCUCCCUCUUAUGAGUCGCCCUUACUGUCUCAUCCAUACCGCACUGAGGCAAUCGCCUCGAGAGAAGCUUGUAUGUACGGCAGUAUGGAAACAGAGUCUGGGUCUGGGCCAGGGGACACAGAUGACCUAACCAACUCCUCUUCAAUAAAUUGCAACAUGUGGGCGACAAUGCAGCCCUACCCUCGCUAUAGCAUGGAAGGUGUCCCGUACCAGCCCUUCACUGCUCACUUCACCAACACUGCCACAGUCACUCCUGUGGUACCACACCCUGCCUCGUCCAUGGCAUCACGACCACAGGCUGACUUGGGGGUCUACAACUCAGCUACGGCCCAGCGAGGUCUGCCUGUCGUACCUCCUUCAUCUUCCUCUUCAUCCUGCUCUUCAGCUGUUCUGGGAUCCAGAGAUAGGUCAGACCAUCCACCUCUGUACCACAAGAAGCCAGGGUCACCGCUUCGGCCUCACAGAGAUUUCUCAGCCUAUACCACGCAUGGCACUAUAUCCAUCCGGGAUCCAUCCUAUCAGUACCAAGUGGGGCUGAGUAGUGCAGGGACUCACUGGACUGACAGCUAAUGUGAACAAAUGGAGGAACCAGUUUCCAGUGUACAAGUCUGAAAUUAAUCAAGGUUCAAAACCCCCACUCUGGGCUGCUCACGCAAUGAUAAUGAACAGUGAUAAUGAACAACAGUCAUGAUCGUUGCCAAAUUGCACUCCAAAGCCAUUUACAUCCAUGAAUUCUCACUAACACAUACAACAUUGUAUGUGGUGAACAGUGGCUGACCUCAUCAUUACUUAUGCAGAUGUGUAGCAUAUGUACUAUCCUGUGAUCAUAUACAAAAUUCAGGUUUGAGAGGCACUUAAAAGUCCCACAGUUGGAGGUGUAAGUUCAAGAGCACAAAAAGACUGAACAAGACACAAAGUAUGACUGCAACGUCCUAAGAACAACUAUCCAAAUAAUGGUAGUUACUUGCAUGGAUGUAGCAAUGAGGGCAAUUUAUCAAAUAAAGACAUAGAUAAGGGAAGAAAAUUAUUACUGUGCUUGCUCUUGAAGAGAGUGAGAGGCCUGGAUAUGUGAAAUGUGAGUACAUAAUGGCCUCCCAUUGAAGGUUUUAUCAUUUCUUGCAGAGCCUCAUCUAGUCAGACCGUGUUUGAAGUCAAUAUUUUACUUAUUGUCAACAAAUCCAAUGAAAAGACCAACAGUACAGUAAUCCAUUUCUCAAACUUCCUGACUUCCCUGGCCUGUCCGUAUCACUCAUCUCCAAACCUACUGGUUCCUACUGAAGAUGUAAAUCUUUUAUAAAAUGGAUACAAAAAUUUUCUCAACUUUCUCAGAGUUGUCUCAGCAAUUACCCAAAACAGCUGGGGACAGCAGUUGUCUGCAAAAGUAAUUCAGUUAGGGGUAAAUAUUGUUUGAGGAUGGUGUACUUCACAUUGACUUAAGGCAAAAAGCCUGUGCAGCAGUGUGGCUUAUUAAUUUGAUGGGGUUUAUGUCCAAAAGUGAUUACAAAUAUGAAGUUAUCACAGCCGAUAUACUGGGAGUCCUAAUUAUUCACGUGCCAAAACGAGAUUUGUUACAGUCCCAUUGUAAUGUUAUCUAUUUGUUGAAUAGGAUAAAAGUGUCCACUGCCAAAUGAGAUUGAUGAUAUCACAAUAUGAAAGAGAGAAAUUAAAGUUUAUUGUUCAUACACUAAUAAUUGUAUGUGAAAAGACUGAAAGUCGGCUGCUUUGUAAGAGAGUCUUUUGUCAUUGUGUACAUACAGAGCAACUGAAAAUCAACUGAAAGGUGCACUAAAGAACCACCCAUCUCGAGUGUGUGUGGGUUUUAUCUAAAUACUUUGUACAGGUCUAUGCUAGUUGCGUGAUACCAGCGCUCAUCUGAAGAAAACAUCAUGUUGUGAGUGU
Scatophagus argus is the source of this 3236-nucleotide messenger RNA. RefSeq names its product T-box transcription factor 4 (gene tbx4). The transcript has 8 exons. Lineage: Eukaryota; Metazoa; Chordata; Actinopteri; Scatophagidae. Gene Ontology annotation, biological process: angiogenesis; positive regulation of DNA-templated transcription; regulation of transcription by RNA polymerase II. The coding region runs from base 150 to 1907 and encodes 585 amino acids. The record is from RefSeq and is a predicted model, not a curated record. Gene Ontology annotation, cellular component: nucleus. Gene Ontology annotation, molecular function: RNA polymerase II cis-regulatory region sequence-specific DNA binding; DNA-binding transcription factor activity, RNA polymerase II-specific.